GAGGAUAGAUGAACACGGGGGGGUUUCAAGCAUCGGUAUGCCUGCCUUCCUCAUUUCCAGUCCAGACAUAGUUCCUGGUCCUCCGGAUAGAAAAAACAGCUGAGGUGUGUUUGUAUGUGUGUGUGUGCGUAUUUUAAACAUCAGUCACCCCGCACACAGCCUUCAUCCUCUCAGCUCACGGCAUUCUGCUGUGAUCUUACUGCAAGAGGACCAGACAGAAACUGAGACAAGAACAAGCGGACAUGGAAGAGUGCUGAAAAGAAGGUAAAGGAGAGGCAAGAGGAAACAGGAAGAAGGAGCAGGAGGACAGCAUAAAAAGGACAUAUCAUGCUAAAUAUCUUUUAUCCUCAAUUCCUUUACGCUGAACAUUACGCAACAAUGUGUUCUCACUGGAAGCUGUGAUUCUGUGGACUAAAGACAGAUAAGAGAGAGCUUCAAUCUGUGCUUCUGCAGCUGCAGCAGAUGUUGAGGACAUCCUUGACUUUAUAGGGAGCGGAGGCAUUUCGAGCGCAGACUGGAAUUCCUUUAAACAAAGUCACAUUUCGUCCUAGACAUUUUCCUUUUUAUGCCUUCAGCUGGGAAGUCUGCUCUACCAAGAAAAGAAGGAAUACACAUGUUUGUUUUUGUGCGUUCAUCUGUUUUUCGCUGGUGAUUUCUGUAUCUUUGUAUAAAACCACCAAGGACAAGCCCAGGGGCUGCUUCACCUUUUCCCGUCCUUUUUCAUCCCUCCUGCAUUAGAAAUGGCAGAUGGCAUCAGUGUCUUUAUGGAAUCGCAGCAUGGAGCUUUUUGUAUGGACUGAAAUCACUCUGCUGCCCUCAGCAUCAGCUGGCUACCUUAGUUAUAGAGGGUUCUUUGGUUCAUCCCACCCUUAAAGGGCCCCUCAGCAACGUAUUCCUGCCCAAGAUGAUGAAUUACUCCCAUGAUCCACUGAACCAAAGCUCUACUGACCCGUCAAACUUAUCUGCUCCCUUCUGCCUGCUGGAGAUAGGCUAUUCCCACAUUUUCACCGUCUGCCUCCUUGAAGUCUCUAUCAUAUGUUUGCUCACUGUUCUUAUUAUAUGUGGUAACCUUGUGGUGAUUUUUGUGUUUCACUGUGCACCCUUGCUUAGCCAGCACACCACUAGUGCUUUCAUCCAGACCAUGGCAUACGCUGACCUGCUGGUGGGGGUCAGCUGCCUGUACCCCUCCCUGUCCCUGCUCCAUCACCUCCAAGGCCUCGACCCCGAACUCACCUGCCAGGUGUUUGGCUACAUGGUGUCUGUUUUGAAAUCGGUUUCAAUGGUGUCGUUAGCGUGUGUGAGUGUAGACCGCUACGUCGCCAUCACACGACCUCUGACUUACGCGUCUCUCGUGACACCGUGUCGAGUGCGAUGCUGCAUCGUGCUGAUAUGGUUGUACUCUGCUCUGGUGUUUCUCCCGUCUUUUCUCGGGUGGGGGAAGCCCGGAUACCAUGGUGACGUGGUGGAGUGGUGCGCAGUUGAGUGGAAGACUAGCCCGGCUUUCACCACCUUUAUCGUUGCACUGCUCUACGCCCCGGCUGCCCUCACCGUUUGCUUCACCUACGCCAACAUCUUCAAGAUCUGCCGACAGCACACCCGAGAGAUCAGCGAGCGCCACGCACGUUACCGACCCCAACAGCUGCAGGGUCCAGGACUGACUGUUGGAUCUGCGGUCAAAGACAACAACGAAGUAGGGCACUUGCCACAAUUGUCUGAACCAGACAAAUCCCAGCCCCAGUAUCAGCAGCCCACAUCAACAUACCCGGACAAGCGAUACGCUAUGGUACUGUUCCGCAUUACCAGCGUGUUUUACAUCCUCUGGUUGCCCUACAUCCUCUACUUUCUGUUGGAGAGUGCUGGGAUCUACCACCACCCUGCAGCCUCAUUCCUAACCACAUGGCUUGCCAUCAGCAACAGCUUCUGUAACUGUCUCAUCUACAGCCUCUCCAACUCUGCUUUCCGGAAGGGCCUCAAACGCCUCUGCUCCUUCUGUUUACACGGCAGUGGUCGUGGCUUUGGGACUGGGAACACCAAAAAAGCUUUUGUGGGUUCUGUAGAAAAGGGAUGUGGAGUUCCCGGGUAUGGAUACGGUCAUGGGGAAAUAAGUAUCGGCACAACAUGUCAUGUGUAGGGCACACCGAGAGGAAGCCUGAGUGUUGGCAUUUGAACUUUUGAACGAUGUGAUUGCUGUAAAAUGUCUCUUCUUUAAGCUUAAAGUGGAGUGAAACGAUGAAAGGAGGCGUUGAUCUGCCACUGAUGUUUCUGUGGCAUUUGGAGGUUACGCAGGCAUCCUUUCUGUGCACGCCACAGCUGGCAAACACAAAGAAAGGGAGUCGAGAGCAGAGCACUGAAGUAGAAAAGGCCUUAAUAGCCUUGCAAGGUGUUUUUAAAAUGGCCAAGAAAACCCAGUAUGCUGUACUGUGUAUGGACAGAGGUUAUGGAUGGAAGGGGUUGGAAAGGAAGAGACAAAUCUGUCUAAAACCAAUGGAGAACAAACUAUUUUGAGGUUGAACAUUUUCUUUUACGGGAAGUGAAUCCUUAACUUAUUUUUGCCAAAAACUUUGCAAGAAAGGUUUGCUGAAAAGCUCUAUGUGUAACCCAAUAAGUAGCACAGUAUGUUAAAUGCAAAAAAAAGAGAUGAAUGCAAACAUAGAAACAGUUGACUGCUGUGUUUUUUUAAGUGAUGUCCUGAGGUGAACUGCCAAUAGCAAGCCCCUGAAAUAUUUUUGUACAUGCUCUCUAACCCUCAGUAUCUAUACACAAAAAGUAGUCCAACAGUGUGUCUGUGUAACGUGGUUUUGUUUUGUGUCUUGUUGACUGAAGGGCUGAGCCUAGUCAGUCGAAAAAAAAUGAAUAGAAAGUACGGAGGUCUAGACCCUGUGCAUGUGUCAUUUUCUAAACUGAUUAUGGCAACUUCAUGACAUCUAUCCUUCAACUUGAAUAAGAUAAUAUUUCAGAGUGUUCUGAUAGUCUGUCUUUACCCUGCUACCCAGUUUAUACUGCUGUUCAGUUGUCAAAAAGUUAUAUUUCCAGUGAAUUCAUCCUUUAAUUAAUACGUCAAGUCGUUGUCAGUUUUAAUUUGUCUUUCCUCAUUAAUUGAAUCAAAAAGAUUCCACAACAACAAUAACCAAAAUGUAAUCCAUGUGAGAUUCAUUACAUUCUGUUUUAGUGGCUUUUUAAAAGAAAAUCUAGUUGUUGUAAUCCCCCAAAGGUUUUGCAUAAAUACAACUAGAUCUAACUUAGCAUCCCCAGUUAGCCAUUAUAAUAGUUUCUGCAUCUAUCAAACCUUAGCGCUGAAAGCACGAUGAAGAACUAAUCUGGCUGCUCAGUUUUGUUCUAUUUGAAGUUGCAUCUAACCAAAUGGCUGGCAGUGCUCCAGAUGUGUUGUGCUGCAUUGUGUCUGGGUGAAUAAUUUUCCCGCACACGAACACAGGCGAUUCAAAUGUAAACAGAACAGACAAACGGUCCAUUCACUCUGCCAGAGGGCCAAGCAGUGGUUAAACUCUGACCUCUGUACAGCACCAUGAAGAUGAACCGACCCUCAUCUCCCUGGUGUUCAGUAGUGUGUGUGUGUGUGUGUGUGUGUGUGCGUGUGUACACAAGUGUCUAUGUGUGUCCAUGUGUGUUUAUCCCUUGUCCCCAUGUGAAAUGUUGUGCGUGGUUCUCAUUCUUAUCUGUACAUACUGUGUCAUACAAUUGUGAAAAAUGAUCUCUACUUUGAACCAUGGAGACUCAUGUCACAGUUUAUUUAGGUGCAGAUAAUCCAAUUUAAUCCAUGUUAUGUAAUCUACCAAAGACAUUUUGACAGAUACUCUAGGAUGAUAUCUGAAUUUAGUAGAAUAAACGUUUUUCUUUGUACACAAAUUUAGGUCCACUGCACUGUGUUGGCUCAGUGACGCCUUGCGUGCACUUUCUCAGUAUAAAUUGAUAUAUUGUUGCCUUGAUACACAAACGAAAUAACCAGGGAACGUUUUUUCCUUAUUUCUUCGGAGGGCUUAAUAUGUAGACGUGCAACUGUUCUUAGAAAUGUCCUUGGAAACUAAAUGAAAAUAUACAUUAGCCAGCCUCGUUUCCACGCUCAGUAAAAAAUAGCAUGACCACCAUUGGCUGUGUAAAAUUAAAGUCAUUUUUAAAUAUUCAUUGUAACACCAGCUGCCCUUUUAAAAAAAAUCUUUACAAUCAUUGUUUCUUCUGUAAACUUAAAAAAAAAAAAACACUUUUCAUUUUGUGUGCAUUUUAAUUUAUUUUUUUGUGUGUGCCUUUUUCUGUACAGUAUGACUGCGUGUGCAUGUGUGCUAAAUGCGACCAAUGGCUGAAGUGGACUGUUAACAGUGUUUAAGCAAGGGUGCUAACAGAGUUCCCCUGCUUAAAAAGCUUCCCUCACUUUCCUGCAGUAUACUGUAUUUUGUGAGUUUAUGUAAGUAAAAUGUCGAUAAAUCCACAUGUUGUCUUUACUGUAAAUGUUAUGGCUGUCACCUGUGAAGCAUUGCUACGUAUUGUAAUUAUUCUUAUCACUUUUGUUCAGAAAAGGCGUGUGCAAAAAAACAUGUACAGAAAUGGCGUAUUGAAUGUCUUGAUUGUGAAACUACAGAAAUUAAUUUUUGUAAAAUUGAGGUCGAACAUGCGGAUGUUGUGGAGUAGGUUUAGUAGAGUAUUGUUAUAAUAAUUGAAGCUGUGUCUUUAUGUAGAUACACUUUAUUUUACUUGGACAAUUUCUACUGAGAUGUUGAACUAUUGUACAAACAGAUUACUUUGAAUAUGAGGUUCACCACUAAAGAUGUAUAAUUUCCCACAGCUGUUAAUGGUACAAUACCCAAGAAAUGUGCAAGAUGUAGGGCAAAGGGUCUCGAGAAACAUUUGUGCCAGAACAUGCAGCAUUAGCCUUCACACACACACAUUCCCUUUCUCCUGUGGGAAAACAAUCGGCUCUCACGGGAACAACACUCUGGUAAUGGCUGUGUCAAGUUGCAGUGCAAUGUUGGGUAGGAUUAGAGAUUAAAUAGAGAAAAUAGUCAAGAUAGGGAGCAAUUAUGAGUGAGUGCGUACUAACGAUUAUCAGUGAUACUCAGUAGAUAACAUGAACACCAUCUGCAGAUAGGGUUUUUUCAGGUUUGAAAGUUUAAAUAUAAUUAUCCAUUAUUGUUUUUUCAGAGUCCUUAUAUUAUGCACUGUUGUUUAUUUUGAUUUUAGGCCCUUUAAAAGUUUGAGGAUUGCUGCUGCUUCUUAAUCUUCCUCUUCUGGCAUCGUAUCGGUUUGCAAACAGCUUUAGUUGCAGUUCCACUCAGGCUACCCAGAUGUGCAUCCGUCUGAGGAACAAGCACUAUGAAAUCCGAUUUGAGGUGCACAUUUGUAUCAAGAACAUGUUGUUCUUAUUUAAUUACCAACACAGUGAUUUAAACCAACUGAAUGCUAGUUGGUUAUUGUAUCUUAGACCAUCCACAGUCUCACUCUUAUAGUGCACUUUAACACACAUAUUCCCACAAAACUGUAUUUUCUUAUCUUAUUUUUAAAUUAGUAUUGGACAUUUUUUUCUUUGUGUUUUUGUAAGGCUCUAAAUAGGCCACAGAUUACCCCCCACUAAAGUCUGACUCAUGACCCAGCUGUUCUAUGUAACAGAUUUUUAUCACAUUAAGACAAACUGACCACUGUAACAAAAUCCUGUUCUGGAAAUAUCCAAAAGAUGCAGAAAUGUCCCUCUGCAUGUGUUUUUCCUCCACACUGGUAAUGCCCACAACAAUGGGGCUUUUGUACAUUUCAGAUUGAGAAAGUUAAGCCAUUACUCUGUUAGAUGAUAAACCAUGUCAUGUUUCAUGCAUCAGGAGGGUUGAAUUUGUAAGGUUUUUGUAAAAUGUAUGCUUUUUAUAGUUGGAGAAUGUUUGGGUAACGCAAAGGUUAUAUGUUGCUGUCUCUGUGAAAAAAUGUCUAUAUUAAAGAUGUACAUAUUGUGUAUCUGUACUGAGAAAAUAAAUGUAAUGUUAUGUCAAUGUAUUCAAACUUACUUUUUCCUCUUGCUACGAACACAGGUAUUAGGCGCCAUUUUCUUUUAUCAGAUUCUCUACCCUCCCUCAGGUGAAUUGCCAUAAGUAACCUCGACUGAAGUACGUUAACAAACAUGCUUUUGCACAGUUAUAUUUAGUGAGGGGGAAUGCUUGGCUAAACACAGCUGGCUGAAGAUCAAGUAGUGUUGUUCUUCACAAAAGCACUGCAUUUACCCAGAAUUUCCAAUUAUUUCCAAAAGAUUUUUCUGUAUCGGUACAGAUAAGAAUAAAUUGUUUCAAUGUUAACCUGCAGUAACUGUAUCAUAGCAGCACCAUAUUUGUGCAGGCGGUUUUUAUGCUGAAUUUGUGUGCUGACGAAGCUGCUGUGGGAACUGUUAGUGACCUGCAUUGGAAAGUACUGCCAUGAGAGAAUGCAGGCCAUUGUAUUUGUGUCAUUGUGUGUAG
Notothenia coriiceps (black rockcod) is the source of this 6443-nucleotide messenger RNA. Its product is annotated as probable G-protein coupled receptor 21. Gene Ontology annotation, biological process: G protein-coupled receptor signaling pathway. Gene Ontology annotation, cellular component: membrane. The record is from RefSeq and is a predicted model, not a curated record. NCBI's taxonomy places the organism in Eukaryota, Metazoa, Chordata, Actinopteri, Perciformes, Nototheniidae. The transcript has a single exon. Gene Ontology annotation, molecular function: G protein-coupled receptor activity. The coding region runs from base 905 to 2131 and encodes 408 amino acids.